AGUCUCAAUCUUAGCGCUCCAAAUUUCUGCAAGAAAACAGAAGGCCAUCAGAAUCCAUCACCAUUUUUCUAUCAUGAUUCAUGGCUUUUGGACCUUCCAUGCUCUUGCCAGCUGUUUCUUCAUAUCACACAUUAAUUUAUAUAUAUACAUUUUUUGCAUAUACCAGUCUGAAAACAGACUCUACAGACACUCCUCACUCUACGCUUAAACCAACUCCAAUUUUUCAAUUUCUAGAUCCAAGAAUACAAAGAAUUCUUAUUAUGUAAUUUUUUUUUUUCCUUGACUAUCUGUUUUCCAGGAUUUUUAAUUUGAUACUAUCGGUUCUUCUCUUGAUUUGAUGAUGUGAACUGGGUAGACCGGCUGCAAGAGUGAGAUUGUUCAAUAUAAAGAGUGAUAGUGAAAAGUCGAGUUUUUGAAUUCAAAUUGAUUGAAUUGAUAUCAGUUAUCAGCCAUGGAGAAUCGCAGCGAUCAGGAAACUACUUCUUUUUUAAGUUUGUUUUCUGCUUUAUCAUAUGGGAUUGCGUCUAUGGCUAUGGUUUUUAUCAACAAGGCAAUUCUAAUGCAGUAUUAUCACUCGAUGACCCUUCUCACUCUGCAGCAAUUGGCAACCGCUUUACUUAUUCACUUCGGCCGCCAAAUGGGUUACACAAAAGCCAAGGGAGUAGACAUGCAAACAGCGAAAAGCCUUCUCCCAGUCUCAUUAUUUUACAAUGCUAAUGUGGCUUUUGCUUUGGCAAGUUUGAAAGGAGUUAACAUUCCUAUGUAUAUUGCUAUAAAGAGACUUACCCCACUUGCUGUUCUUGUUGCUGGCUGCUUUUCAGGAAAGGGAAAACCUACAACACAGGUGACUCUUUCUGUAUUAUUGACUGCUGCUGGGGUUCUAAUAGCAGCACUUGGUGAUUUUUCUUUUGACCUAAUCGGUUACAGCAUGGCUCUUACUUCUGUUUUUUUCCAGACAAUGUACCUUGUGCUGGUUGAGAAGUCUGGUGCAGAGGAUGGGCUUUCUUCAGUUGAAAUAAUGUUCUACAAUAGCUUUUUGUCUCUUCCAUUUUUGGCAUUUCUAAUUAUAAGUACAGGAGAAUUUCCAAAUUCUUUGUCAUUGCUAUUUGCAAAGAGUAGUUCCUUAUCAUUUUUGGUGAUUCUUAUUCUUUCAUUGGUGAUGGGAAUAGUUCUCAAUUACACCAUGUUCUUGUGUACUAUAGUCAACUCUGCUCUAACAACUACUAUUGUGGGAGUCCUUAAAGGUGUUGGAUCCACGACUCUCGGGUUUGUCUUACUGGGUGGCGUCCAAGUACAUGGUUUGAAUGUGACUGGAUUGGUCAUUAACACAUUUGGCGGGGUGUGGUAUUCAUAUGCCAAAUAUCAACAGAAGAAAAACAAGCCACCGAAGGUGAUGACAGACAUCGAGGCUCAUCGGAGAUAAGUUUUAUUUUGUAGAAUAGCUCAGAGCCACCGCAUAGCAGUGAACUGCUGUUUUUGUUUGUUUUUUUUGUUGACUCCCAUAUAUUAUUUUAUUUGUAUCAUUUACUAUGAGCUAAUAGUAACUAUCAAAAUGGGAAAUUAUGAGGCGAGAGUGAAAUAAUUUCUUGUUUUUUCUUUUCCCUUGUUUCCUAUAAUUCUGUAUGUUGGUAGAUAGCGUACAGUAUUUCUCUGUUUCUGAAAUAAGCUUGAAUAUGAAAACAGCAUUUAUUUUUUAAUGGUACUUUGCUGAAUUUACGGA
Molecule: messenger RNA, 1720 nt
Organism: Ricinus communis (castor bean)
Lineage: Eukaryota; Viridiplantae; Streptophyta; Magnoliopsida; Malpighiales; Euphorbiaceae
Product: UDP-galactose/UDP-glucose transporter 7
Exons: 8
Coding region: 452-1423 (323 amino acids)
Cellular component (GO): Golgi apparatus
Molecular function (GO): UDP-glucose transmembrane transporter activity; antiporter activity; UDP-galactose transmembrane transporter activity
Source: RefSeq, a predicted model, not a curated record